Aspergillus mulundensis is the source of this 360-nucleotide messenger RNA. RefSeq names its product putative NADH-ubiquinone oxidoreductase subunit GRIM-19. Bases 1 to 360 code for a protein of 119 amino acids. The transcript has 4 exons. Lineage: Eukaryota; Fungi; Ascomycota; Eurotiomycetes; Eurotiales; Aspergillaceae. The record is from RefSeq and is a predicted model, not a curated record.
AUGCCUCAGGAUAUGCCCCCCACCGGGGGCUACCGGGAAGUGCAAUACAAGCGCAACGUCCCCGCCCGCGGCUUCCGCCCCAUCACCUACCUCGUCGGCAUGCACCUCUUCAUGGCCUACGGGUACUACAAGCUCUUCUACGGUAUCCGGGAACAGAACGAGCUCGCCCGUGAGAAGAUUUGGGGCCGUCUACAUAUCCUGCCCCUCCUCCAGGCUGAAGAAGACCGCGACCAGGCCCGUCGUUACUACGCUGAUAAGGCCCGUGAGCAGCAGCUGUUGGGCUCUGAGACGAAGAUCUACAACUCUGACCGAUUCGUGCGUCCUACAUUCGGAUACACGCCGGCGAAGGCUCAUAACUAA